Rhincodon typus (whale shark) is the source of this 1498-nucleotide messenger RNA. RefSeq names its product protein mono-ADP-ribosyltransferase PARP12-like. The record is from RefSeq and is a predicted model, not a curated record. The transcript has 8 exons. Gene Ontology annotation, molecular function: zinc ion binding. Lineage: Eukaryota; Metazoa; Chordata; Chondrichthyes; Orectolobiformes; Rhincodontidae. Bases 1 to 828 code for a protein of 275 amino acids.
AUGCAUCUUUUGUCAGCUACAGCAUCCAGGCUGAAUGGGAAACCGUUCCAGUGGCAGAUUCAAGAUGGGAGCCAGUGGUUAGAUGUGGCCCACGAUGACAUUAUAGAAGCACAAUAUACAUUGCCGACUGUGGAAGGGAUCUAUCUGCACACUGCUGGAUAUAGAACAAUCUAUCUGGACUUUGACAAGAUGGAAACCAUUGGCAGCAAUUUCAAGCUACAAAGGCUGACCUUUCCACAAUCUCAGCGGAUUGAUGAAUACAGCUGGUAUUUUCUGGAUGAUCAUUUCUGGAGGGAAUAUGGAGUUCAGGGCACCGGCCUCAAAACUACAUUAAUCACAAGUUCUGAUAUUGAAUACGAGUUCCAGACGGCUCCUCAGAAUGUCUUCAAUUUUAGAAUUGGAAAUUUUAAUUACACCAUUAAUUUUCAAGCAAUGAUCCAGACGAAUGUUCAAACAGGUAUGAGGAGAAAGGUCAGGAGGAGGCCCCGGUUUACCUCCAUGAAUCAGAAUCCAAACAGCAUUUCAGGAGCAAUGGGUAACCCAGCUCUGUCAAACACCCUCCCCUCAUGCACUUGGCAGUUCAAAGGUGACCAUGGCCGUUGGCUGGACUACAGGAGAUUGGGUGAAGGUGGGAUUGCUUGCUCAAUCAAUAGUCAAGAUAUUGAACAGAGUUAUCAGCAGAAUCCCCAAGGAUCCCUGCAAUUUACUGCUGGCCGCUUCCAGUACAGACUGGAUUUGUCAGCCAUGACACAAACCAACCUUUUAAUUGGCACUAGGAGAGCAGUGAGGCGUUUGGAAACACCUAGCCUUGGGGGAGCUAAUGCGUAAGUGUGUAAUAUAUUAGUAACACAGACCACAGACACAACAGGAAUAUUGAUAUCAACAGAAUUCUGCAUGAAAUAUGAUUAAUCCACAUUCAUAAUUUGCUCCUUUUCUUUAGUACUGAUUGACAGUGUAAGGGAAGCAAAGGCGAGUGUUUUUAAGAUUUAAUCAAUUUCCCUAAUUGGCGUGUUCAGAGAUGUUAUCACACACCUCUGGAGCAGGUGGGACUUAAAGCCAGGCCUCCUGGUCCAGGGGUAGCAACACUACCACUGUGCCACUAGAGGGACAGCAGUGGGGAGUGUACACUAAUGAACAGAAAAGAGGCAGCCGUUUGAGGUGUUGGUGGCAACUGAGUCCAAAUGGGGAGACAAUUCACACAAAAGAUUGUGAUUGAGUCCGGAUUAUUCUACCGUGAAGUCAGAUUCCUAAAUGAUGCCUGAUCCUAAAGCACUUGGAUGUGGAUCAUCACUUGUCGUUCUCACCCGGGAUCCAGACUGCAGAUUGAGCCCAGGACUAGGCUACAUAUAACCAUGCGUUGUGACCGGUUAAAUCCUAUCGUUGAAUCAUGGGGGACAAGCAGCCAGGGAACUUGAGAACACUGAACACUGGCUUUCCAUAACUCACCUCCUCACCCACCAAAUCCUAUCCACCACCUACAAGGCACAAGUCCAGAGUG